Molecule: messenger RNA, 2636 nt
Organism: Poecilia latipinna (sailfin molly)
Lineage: Eukaryota; Metazoa; Chordata; Actinopteri; Cyprinodontiformes; Poeciliidae
Product: ras-specific guanine nucleotide-releasing factor 2-like
Exons: 17
Coding region: 61-2241 (726 amino acids)
Biological process (GO): Ras protein signal transduction
Cellular component (GO): plasma membrane
Molecular function (GO): guanyl-nucleotide exchange factor activity
Source: RefSeq, a predicted model, not a curated record
GUGUGUGUGUGUGUUUUCUUUCCACUUCAGUGCAUCGAUAACAUCCGCUGUAACGGCCUGAUGACCAGCGUCUUUGAGGAGAACUCUAAAGUUUCUGUGCCCCACAUGAUCAAGUCCGACGCCAGGCUGCAUAAAGACGACGUCGACAUUUGCUUCAGCAAGACGCUCAACUCCUGCAAAGUCCCUCAGAUCAGAUACGCCAGCGUGGAGCGGCUGCUGGAGCGCCUCACCGACCUGCGCUUCCUCUCCAUCGACUUCCUCAACACCUUCCUCCACACGUACCGGAUCUUCACCACGGCCGCCGUGGUCAUCGACAAACUGGCCGACAUCUAUAAGAAACCCUUCACCUCCAUUCCUGUGAGGAUCGAGCAGCACUCAUACGACCGUCUGUCCAUCAUGUCUCUCUGUCCUGACUACAGUCUCAAGAUCACACAGCUGGCUUUGGACCAGUCCAAGUCUCUGGAGCUUUUCUUUGCCACCAACCAGGGCGCCUGGGGAUCCGACCCGCUGAACAACAAAUCCCCCAGACUCUGCCGCAAGUUCUCCUCCCCGCCUCCCAUCUCCAUCCCGUCCCGCACCUCCUCCCCGGUGCACUGCCGAAAGCUGUCCCUGAGCUCACCGGUGGGCGUGAAGGUCGGGGCGUUGGACCUGUCCACCACCCCGCCGCUGUCCGCAGCCAACUCCCCCACCUCCAGCCACAGCCCCUCCAUCUCCUCUCCUCCGCCCGGCUUCAACCGGCUGCCGUUCGGCUUCUCGUCGCCCCCGCCCACCACCACGCGUUCCCCCAGCCUCCCGCAGGCCUCCGGGGUGUCCUCGCCGCCUCCCGCCUCCACCAGGGCCCCGCUGGACCUCAGCCGGGGCCCCAGCUCCCCAGAGCUGAGUCCGGCCGCGGGGGACGACGUCAGCGGAGAGCUGCCGCGCAUCGACGCCUUCUGUGGGAAGCUGAGGCGUAGCAUCCGCAGAGCUGUUCUGGAGUCAGUAUCCCUGGACAAGUUCAUCCCUGAGUCGCCGUCCAGCACCGAGCCGGGGGACCUGUCCCCCUGCCGCUCCCCAUCCACACCCAGACAUCUCCGCUACAGACAGUCUGGAGUGGCAGCCGGGGAGAACUCUCGCUGCACCAUGUCGCCAGCGUCGGCGUUCGCCAUCGCCACGGCGGCCGCAGGGCACAGCAGCUCGCAGGGUUUUAGUAACUCUGAGAAAACAUGUGAUAAGGAAUUCAUCAUCCGCAGAGCUGCUACCAACAGAGUCCUGAAUGUCCUGCGGCACUGGGUCUCUAAACACUCCCAGGACUUUGACCUGAACAGCGAGCUGAAGACAGGAGUGAUCAGUCUGCUGGAGGAGGUGCUGCGAGACCCAGAUCUUCUGCCCCAAGAGAGAAAAGCAGCAACCAACAUUUUAAGUGCCAUUUCUCAGGAUGAACCAGACGACACUCAGCUGAGGAUAGAAGACAUCCUACAGAUGAAAAGCUGCCCUCUUCUGCAUUUCAUUGCGGCUGAGAGUCCUAAAGCCGAGUGUUUCGAGUCCCUCUCAGCCAUGGAGAUGGCGGAGCAGAUCACGCUGCUGGAUCACAUCGUUUUCAGGAGCAUUCCCUAUGAGGAGUUUUUGGGUCAGGGCUGGAUGAAGGUGGACAAGACUGAAAGGACUCCAUACAUCAUGAAGACCAGCCAGCACUUUAAUGAUAUGAGCAACCUGGUGGCGUCUCAGAUCAUGGCCCACAGCGACGUGGGCUCUCGGGCCGGCUCCAUAGAGAAGUGGCUGGCCGUGGCCGACAUCUGUCGCUGCCUCAACAACUACAACGGCGUGCUGGAGAUCACCUCUGCUCUCAACCGCAGCGCCAUCUACAGGCUGAAGAAAACCUGGGCUAAAGUUUGCAAACAGACCAAGGCGCUGAUGGACCGGCUUCAGAAGAUCGUAUCGUCAGAGGGGAGGUUCAAAAAUCUCAGAGAGACGCUGAAAAACUGCAACCCUCCAUGUGUGCCGUACCUGGGCAUGUACCUGACUGACCUGGCCUUCAUCGAGGAGGGAACGCCAAACUUCACCGAGGAGGGGCUGGUCAACUUCUCCAAGAUGAGAAUGAUCUCUCAUAUUAUCCGGGAAAUUCGUCAGUUUCAGCAGGCUCCUUACAGGAUAGAGCACCAAUCCAAGGUAACUCAGUUCCUGCUGGAUAAGACCGUAGUAAUGGAUGAAGAUACUCUGUAUGAGCUCUCACUGAAGAUCGAACCUCGAGUCCCUCCAGGUUAAUUUUACACCAGAAACCUGCAUCUACUGCACAGAUUCACACCUCUCAGCUCACAGCACCACCUUUUAGAUAAAGCCUGUGCUUUUAUGUCACACACAGGUGAUCAGCAGGUGUAGUAGGGGAAACUCAGGAGACAAUGUGCCUUGUUUUAUGGAGAUCUGAGGUAUUUAUCUAGUUAUUGUACUGUAUCGCAGAAACAACUCCUUGCCAUAUUCUCAAACCUUUAUGAGUGUAGAAACACCAUCAGCACCAGAAUGUUGCUGCUGUCACUCUGUGAUUCGUCUUUUUUGUCUUUAACACAAAGUUCAGCUGUUUCUUCAUAUUGUAUCAAACAACCAUUUUUGCAUUAAUUAAUCACAUUUUAAUAUUGUUUCUCUGUGUGAUUCGAAUAUUCAGG